ACCGCCGCAAUGACUCACAAACAUUGUGUAAAUAAAUGCGGCGUCAGAACGGGAACGGGAGCGCAGUGCUGCGAGCGCGCGCGCCCCGGCACCAUGCUACUUUAUCCUCUGCUCGUGCUGCUGCUACUGGCGAGCGCCGCGUGCACGCGAACCUUCAACAUCACACAUCUAAUCGUACCUGAGGUGGUCGCACCAGGCAUCACCGACGUCGAGAUAGAGUGCCGCUAUGAUGCCAAUUUCACGCUGCUCAACUGGUUCAAGGGGCCCAACGAGUUCUUCCGCUACAAGCCAGGCGCCGCGCCUAGUACCCGGUCCUUUCCCAUCCUCGGCGUUGGCCGCGUCGAGCUGAUCGCGUGCGGUCCAGCGGCGUGUCGGCUGCGGCUCGGCGCCCUCACCGAGGAGGCGACAGGACUCUACAGGUGCGACAUUGAGAGAGACGUGCCACCUUACAAAUUCGAAACGCGAACCGCCUACAUGGAGGUCCACGGCCACGAGCACAGGCGCCCACUGCUGGAGGGGCUCGCCGAGGAGUACGGCGACGAAGAUGACAUCCAGGCGUACUGCCGCGGCGCACCCGACGCUGAGAUACGGUGGUACAUCAACGGCCGCGAAAUUGAAGAAAUGAGAGGGUCACCGUCCUUGAAGAGACAAAGUUCGAGGCUGAUAUUCCAAGGUAUUCCACCGGUUGUGACCGUCCAGUGCGCCGAGUUCAGAUAUGGCAAGUUAUCGGGUUCGAAGGAAAUGAAAGCGCGAUGGAUAGACCCAGCUAAUAGUCAGAAGGACGAGAGAGCGCAGGAGCAAAGGAAUAGUUCGCAAGUUCUCAGUAUAUCUGUAGCUGUUAUUUUGCUUUUGUGUUUUAUUUUACUAUAGAAAGCUGUUGUGUUCAAUUUUUAUAGGGAUUAGUAUUAUAGGAAGCCAAAGACAUGUUCCUGUGAGAGAUAUGUAUUUAUAUAUUUUUAAUAAAUGAACGAGAUUUACUUUUGGUUGGCUCAACAUUGUGCCGCUAUAAAUUAUAAAUAUAAUUAAAUAAUAUAAGUAAAUUUAUUGUCACGAACCUUGCCUCUCUUUAUU
This is a messenger RNA of Papilio xuthus (Asian swallowtail), 1071 nucleotides long. RefSeq lists its product as uncharacterized. NCBI's taxonomy places the organism in Eukaryota, Metazoa, Arthropoda, Insecta, Lepidoptera, Papilionidae. Bases 10 to 870 code for a protein of 286 amino acids. The transcript has 2 exons. The record is from RefSeq and is a predicted model, not a curated record.